CCUCUACACCCCCGACCCCUUCCCCAGAGCAACCUCAUAAGCACUCGUGUUCUCUCUUCUCACCACCACACACCCCACCUCCACGACCACCGCCAUGCUCUUCGCCGCCGCCGCUCUCGCCCUCGCGACCCUCGCCAGCGCCCAGUCGGCCCCCGACUGGUCCCUCAUCCCCAAGGCCUGCUCGACCCAGUGCGCGCAGACCAUUGAGACGUCCUACCUCUGCCAGAACCAGUACCAGGGCGGCACGGCCGUCUACUCGUGCUUCUGCCAGGCCUACCCCUCCGACGCUGCCGGCUGCGCUACCUGCCUGACCUCGAACAACGCCGCUGCUCUUGGCUCGCUCCUCACCAGCACCCAGGCCGACUGCGCCACGCAGCAGAAGUCGUGCGCCUUCGCGUGCGCGUUCGAGACGUGCAACUCGUCCGACAUUGCGUGCCAGUGCUCCGCGACGUACCUCGAGAACAUCUACAACUGCGCGUCGUGCAACUCGGCCAACAACAACGCCGGCGGCACCAAGCUCGCCGACUUUGACGCCCUCAACAAGUCGUGUGGCGCCCAGUCCUUCGCCGGCGCGAACCAGGCCUUCCUCACCUUUGUGCAGGCCCCCACCGGCCAGGCCAACUACCAGGCCCCCACGCUCACUGCCACUGGCGGUGGUGAAGCCGCUACCGGCACCUUCGCCGCUGCCACCGGCAAGAUCCCCAACACCAGCCAGGGUGCCGCUGCCUCUGGCGCCGCCAGCGCUUCGGGUGCUGCUUCGGGCGCUGCCUCCGGCUCGGCUGCCGCUGCCACUUCGCACGCCGCUGCCUCUGGCUCUGCCGCUGCAUCGGGCGCCGCGUCUGCCUCGCACUCCGGUUCGGGCACUGCCGCCCCCGCUGCCUCGUCGUCCAAGCCCUCGUCCGCCGGCAAGACCUUCGUCGCCCCCGCUGGCCUCGCUGUCGCCGUCGCCGUUGCUGUUGCCGCCUUCUAAGUAGCACUGCCAUUUUUCCCGCACCCACCCUGCAUGGUCGUGACACUUAUUCCCCGGCUUGAGUCCUUCUAUACUCGCCACCACUGAACAUUGCCCUUUCUAUCUGGUUCAAGCUGUGUGAAGUGCUGCGAUCGUAGCCAAAUGCACUUUGUUUUUCGUG
Messenger RNA from Vanrija pseudolonga, 1130 nucleotides. RefSeq lists its product as uncharacterized. The record is from RefSeq and is a predicted model, not a curated record. The coding region runs from base 95 to 970 and encodes 291 amino acids. NCBI's taxonomy places the organism in Eukaryota, Fungi, Basidiomycota, Tremellomycetes, Trichosporonales, Trichosporonaceae. The transcript has 3 exons.